Messenger RNA from Erinaceus europaeus (western European hedgehog), 1599 nucleotides. Its product is annotated as immunoglobulin alpha Fc receptor-like. Bases 130 to 1107 code for a protein of 325 amino acids. The record is from RefSeq and is a predicted model, not a curated record. NCBI's taxonomy places the organism in Eukaryota, Metazoa, Chordata, Mammalia, Eulipotyphla, Erinaceidae. The transcript is spliced from 6 exons.
UGGCAGGGAGAUGAGAAGACACUCUGAGGAGGGACAUGACCUCACACUUCCUGGGGACUUCAGUGUCAUGAGAAUCUCCCACAGGAGGCUGAGCGACUGAGGCCGGGCCGACUGAGGCCGGGCCAAAUAAUGAUCCCUGGAGACACCCUCCUCCUCUGUCUCGCUGGUGUCCUCAGGCCUGACCUCCACCACCCUCGCUCACUCUCCCUAGUGCUCUGCCUGGGCCUCGGACUCCUCACACAUGCAGCUGUGUGCUCACAUCCUCAUGGUCAAGGACCCUGGUUCGAGCCCCACUCUCCCCUGCAGGGAGGCUUCACGAAUGGCGAAGCAGGCGUUCCCGCCCCAGCUCCCACCAUCUCGGUCUCGCCGGGCCCCGUGGUGCCCUGGAACCAGUCUGUGCGGAUCUGGUGCCGGGGGCCGGUCUCCUUCUUGUACCACCUGGAGCUCCAGAGAAGCCCUGGCUCGGACCCCGAGGUGGUGGGGCACACCCUGGGGGCCAGGAAGGAGGCCGAGUUCCCCCUGCAGCGCAUGGACGCUGGCAAGGCCGGGAGCUACCGGUGCCGGUUCCAGGGCCCGGACGGCUGGUCGGAGCACAGUGAGGAGCUGCAGCUGGUGGUGACAGGCUUCUAUGACAAGCCUCUGCUGUCUCCAGGGGGGCCGCUGGUGGCCCGGCUGGGGGCGCGCCUGUCCCUCCGCUGCAGCUCCCCCCACGCCAGGUUUGAUGGAUUCUCCCUGGCCAAGGAGGGGGGGGCCCCCAUCCCCGCCCCAGAGCGGGACCCGCGGGGGGCUACUUCUCCCUGGGCCCCGUGGGCACUAGCUCCUCUGGGAACUACAGCUGCUACGGCUGGUUCCACGGCAGCCGCUCUGUGUGGUCGGAGCCCAGCGAGGCCCUGCAGCUGGGGGUCACAGAUGCUGGCGGAGGGGCCCAUGCGGUGGAGAACUCGGUGCGGCUGGGCCUGGCGGGGCUGGUGCUGGCGGGCCUGGUGGGCCUGCUGGCCUGGCACCCCUGGGGCCCCAGAGAGCCCCGUCCAGCCUGCAUGGAGGCCGCAGGAACAGCGGGCAGAGUGGACCUUCCGCCCCCGCCCCCUGGGGACCACGCCACCUUGAAGCAGAAGUGGCAAGGCUCCAGGACCGCAGGUUUCAUUCCCGGCACCACUGUGAACCGGAGCUGAGCAGAGUUCUGGGGCAAGCAAGCAAGCAAGCAAACUAUUUCCCUUAAAAAGUAAUAAAAUGAUUACAAAACCCCAAAUAACCACAGCAGGUGACCUGGCUUCUCACUGCCACACCCCUUCUCUCUCUCUGUCUAUCUGUCUCCCUGACUGACCCACCCCUUCUCUCUCUCUGUCUAUCUGUCUCCCUGACUGACCCACCCCUUCUCUCUCUCUGUCUAUCUGUCUCCCUGACUGACCCACCCCUUCUCUCUCUCUGUCUAUCUGUCUCCCUGACUGACCCACCCCCUUCUCUCUCUCUGUCUAUCUGUCUCCCUGACUGACCCACCCCUUCUCUCUCCCUGUCUAUCUGUCUCCCUGACUGACCCGCCCCUUCUCUCUCUCUGUCUAUCUGUCUCCCUGACUGACCCGCCCCUUCUCUCUCUCUGUC